AUGGUGUCUGGCGAGGGGGAGCGGGUGGCGUUUUACAAGGCGUUCAAGCUGCGAGGUCCAGUGGAGAAGUGGUUGCAAGAUUUGGAAAUGACAAUGAAGAAAACCCUUUUUAAAAUAAUUAAAAGCAAACGCGCUGAGGUGUACAGACAGCUCAGCAAAGACUGGAUCUUCCAAACCCCCGCACAGGUGUCUUCCUGCCUCCACCAAAUCUUCUGGACCCUCGAGGUCGAAGACGCCCUCCAAAGCGGCGGGGGCCAGCUGGGGCUGGUGGUUUCGCAGCAGCAGCAGCUGCUGCAGCAGCUAACUGAACUCAUUCGCCUUCCUUUGUCUUCUUUAGAAAGAUUAAUUGUUUCGGGUUUGGCAAUUCAAGUGCUGCACAACAGAGACGCAGCAGCAACCCUUCUCCACCUCAACGCAGAAGACCCCGACGCGUUUGACUGGCAGAAGCAACUGCGGCACUACUGGGACCCCGACAAAGAGCUGCUGCUGCUGCAGCAGCUCUCUGCUGCCUUCGAUUAUGGCUAUGAAUAUUUGGGGGCCCCACAGCGGCUAGUAAUAACCCCUUUGACCGAUAGAUGCUGGCUCACCAUCACCA
Molecule: messenger RNA, 595 nt
Organism: Eimeria tenella
Lineage: Eukaryota; Apicomplexa; Conoidasida; Eucoccidiorida; Eimeriidae
Exons: 3
Biological process (GO): microtubule-based movement
Cellular component (GO): dynein complex
Molecular function (GO): dynein light intermediate chain binding; minus-end-directed microtubule motor activity; ATP binding
Source: RefSeq, a predicted model, not a curated record